GCAAACUCGCUCCAGGCUGCGGCGAGCUGCUGCUGCGUUUCCGCGACGCUCAGUGAGAGGAGGAGUGUGUGUGAGAGAGAGAGAGACCGAGAUGGACGAGGAGUAAUAUUCCAUUCAGUAACGUGUAUUAUUACAUUUGUACAAUGUGUGUUGCUGUGUAUUAACUUCGGCAUGGACGACAUGGAGGACGGCUUAAUAACAACAACACUGCCUGACAUGCGAGACGCAGCUCCGGCCAAACUAUAGGACAGUGGCCGCAUCUCCCUUCUGUUUAUUCCGCGAUUCGUCUCAAAUCUGCGUCUCUUAAUGGAGGAAGCAUGAAGAAGUUUAAUAUCAGAAAGGUGUUGGACGGCUUGACUGCGGCUUCCUCAUCCUCUUCCUCAUCCGCAUCUACUCAGCCGGUUAACAGGGAAAACGAUAUAAUUCAGGAGACUCUACAGUCCGAGCAUUUCCAGCUCUGCAAGACAUUGCGACAUGGCUUUCCUUACCAACCCUCAGCCAUGGCUUUUGACCCUGUGCAAAAAAUACUGGCAGUUGGGACACAGACUGGAGCAUUAAGACUCUUUGGCCGCGCAGGUGUAGAGUGUUACUGCCAGCAUGAGAGCGGCUCGGCUGUCAUCCAGCUGCAGUUUCUCAUCAAUGAGGGGGCGCUGGUGAGCGGUUUGGCUGAUGACAGCGUUCAUUUAUGGAAUCUGAGGCAAAAAAUUCCAGCCAUUCUCCAUUCCCUCAAAUUCACCAGGGAGAGGAUCACGUUUUGCCACCUGCCUUUCCAGAGUAAAUGGCUUUACAUCGGAACAGAAAGAGGGAACAUUCAUAUUGUCAAUGUGGAGUCCUUCACUCUCUCAGGCUAUGUCAUUAUGUGGAACAAAGCCAUUGAACUCUCUUCAAAAACACACCCUGGUCCUGUGGUACAUAUCAGUGAUAAUCCUAUGGAUGAGGGAAAGCUUUUGAUUGGAUUUGAGUGUGGUAUUGUUGUGCUGUGGGACUUGAAAUCAAAGAAAGCUGACUACCGCUACAGCUAUGAUGAGGCGAUCCACUCAGUGGCCUGGCACCAUGAGGGGAAACAGUUUGUGUGCAGUCAUUCAGAUGGUACACUUACCACAUGGAAUAUACGCUCUCCUGCCAAGCCGGCACAGAUCAUUACACCACAUGGCAAGCAGCCUAAGGAUGGAAAAAAGCCAGAGCCAUGCAAACCCAUUCUGAAAGUGGAAUACAAAACAACCAGAACUGGGGAUCCUUUUAUGAUACUGUCUGGAGGUCUUUCAUAUGAUACAGUUGGACGCAGGGCCUGCCUGACUGUAAUGCAUGGAAAAAGCACUGCUGUACUAGAGAUGGACUAUCCCAUUGUGGAUUUCCUAACUCUGUGUGAAACUCCCUAUCCGAAUGAUUAUCAAGAGCCUUAUGCUGUGGUGGUCCUGCUGGAGAAGGAUCUAGUAGUUAUUGACCUCACACAAACUGGGUAUCCUAUCUUUGAAAACCCAUAUCCUCUGACCAUCCACGAGUCUCCAGUGACCUGCUGUGAAUACUUUGCUGACUGUCCUGAUGAACUAAUUCCUGCUCUUUACUCUGUGGGAUCCAGGCAAAAGAGACAGGGCUACAGCAAAAAGGAAUGGCCUAUAAGUGGUGGUAAUUGGGGCCAGGGCACACAAAGCUAUCCAGAGAUCAUAAUCACAGGACACGCUGAUGGAUCAGUCAAAUUUUGGGAUGCCUCUGCAUUAAUGCUGCAGGUGUUGUACAAGCUGAAAACAGCCAAGGUGUUUGAAAAAGCUCGCAACAAGGAGGAGAAGCCCAGCACAGACAUAGUGGAUGAAGACCCUUUCGCUAUCCAGAGUUUGUCCUGGUGUCCAGAGAGUCGCAUGCUGUGUGUGGCUGGGGUGUCUGCUCACGUCAUUGUUUACCGGUUCAGCAAACAGGAAAUAACCACAGAGGAGGUUCAGCUGUUGGAGGUGCGGAUGCAGUGUGAGCUGAAUGACGUAGACACUCCGGACGGUGGAGGGGACCACGCAUCGGCUGUAUCCACACCAGGAGCUUCAUCCAGCCCUCAGUUCAGUGCACCCCAAACACAACUAUCCACCAGCAGCAACAAUUCCACUGACGGCCUGCGUGAUAACGUGCCCUGCCUCAAGGUGAGGAACAGUCCGCUCAAGCAGUCUUCAGGCUACCAGGUGGAACUGGUCAUUCAGCUAGUGUGGGUCAGUGGGGAGCCACCACAACAGAUCACCAGCCUGGCUGUCAACUCUGCCUAUGGCCUAGUGGUUUUUGGUAAUGGGAACGGCCUGGUGGUGGUGGAUUAUCUUCAGAAGACUCUGCUGCUCAAUGUGAGCACAGCAGAACUGUACGGCUCCUCUGAUCCCCACCAGAGACAGCCACGCUCACCCCGCAAAGCCAGACAGCCCUCUGGAGGUUUCUGUGAUGGCCAUGAUGCUUCUACUGCCUUAGAAGAUCGGUGCAAAUCUCCUACAUCAGGCUUAGGAUCUGACUCCCCCUGCCAUUCUGAUGAUGACAGCAAACAGAAUUUCUUUGAAAGGGUGAAGUUGAAAAGCAGACUGUUAUCAAAGAGUGUUGCCAAUGACUUUGCUAAGAUGUCAUGGAAAUUUAGCUUGGCUGCUGAUCAGAAACAAGAUGCGACUAUACAGCGGCAGUGCUCUCUCCCUAAUAAGAAACGUGUGUGUAAUGAAAUGGAGGAAGUGUCCAGAAGAAAAGCAACAUCUAUUCACAGGACUCACUCUGUGCCUGAUUCCAAUGCCAAGGACAACUCCUUUAGCCGCUCACGCAGCUCCAGCGUGGCCAGUAUUGAAAAAGAGUCACGUGAGGUCAUCUCUUCAUUGCAUUUUUGCGACUCCAUGUCCAGGAAGAGUGAUGUGGCAGCAUCCCCCAGCCUUUGGGUGGGCACCUCUGUGGGCACAAUGCUGGCUAUCACCUUCAGUGUGCCCGCCACACCUGAGCAGAGGCUGCAACAAACAGUAGGCGUCUCUUUCUGUGGUUCAGUAAUUCGUUUGAAAGGAGGCAUUUUGCACAUGGCAUUAAUGGACUCAAGUGGCUCUCUACAGCCUCCUGCCUCUGAGUGCUGGUAUGACCUCAAUGCCCCUGAGGAGGAGAGGGAAAAGACGCGGCGGCGCCGGCCUGCCUCACCCCCUUCUUUACUGGAGAACCAAGACACCCACUACGCUGUGGUCUGUUCUGAGAAACAGGCCAAAGUAGUGGCCCUGACCUCACAGAACUGCGUCUUUGAACACAACAUCACUGAGACCUCGUACGUGCUGAGGGCCGACGUUGUGGUCAUGCCUGCUGGAAUCUGCAUCGCCUGCUUCUGUGCCAAUGGGCAUAUCAUGACUCUGAGUUUGCCCAGUCUGCGGCCACUAUUAGAUGUGAACUAUUUGCCUCUGACGGACAUGCGAAUAGCCCGAACGUUCUGCUUCUCCAACCUGGGCCAGGCUCUGUAUCUCACCUCACCUACAGAGAUCCAGAGAAUCACCUACAGUCAGGAAACCUGCGACAACUUACAGGAAAUGCUGGGAGAGCUGUUCACUCCAGUCGAGACACCAGAGGCUCCUAACAAAGGCUUUUUUAAAGGUCUUUUUGGAGGUGGGGCCCAAUCCCUGGAUAGAGAGGAUCUCUUUGGAGAAUUGACAGCAGGGAAGGCCUCACGCAGCCUUGCCCAGCAUAUUCCAGGGCCAGGUGGCAUGGAGGGCAUGAAAGGGGCAGCUUCAGGAGUGGUGGGUGAGCUGGCACGGGCCCGGAUAGCGCUAGAUGAGAGAGGACAGAAGCUCGGUGAGCUGGAGGAAAGGACGGCAGCCAUGAUGAGCAGCGCAGACUCAUUUUCGAAGCAUGCACACGAUGUGAUGUUGAAGUACAAGGAUAAGAAGUGGUAUCAGCUCUGAUGGCCAUGUGGAGUGUCAGGGGGUCCUUUGUCUUGCGGCUGCACUUCCAUCUUGUCCCUCUCUUCCUCCUCUUCCAUUCUCUCACAAAAGUAAAGGUCGUGUCUGCCAUUCUCAAAGUCAACACCACAUUGUGUAUGACACAGGUUGAGCUGUGGGGCUGAACAGAGAAUGAGAAUGGAAGAAGCAGGAAGGGGGAAAAGAAUGCCAGCAAAAAAAAAAAAAAAAAAAAAAAACUUUCCUUUCUCUAGAUGGAACUCUUUCCUGUCACAAAGAUACUCCUUUCUGUUACAGGAUAGGGGGCUCAUCAUGGGCUCUGGCCAGUGUAACUUGCUCUCAUUAUCAUCAUCUGUGCUGUCAUUUUGUCACUGCCAUUCUACUCAUAAAAAAAACAAAAAAAAAAAAAACAAAAAAAAAAAACAGAAAAACGUUUGUGGUUAUUUCUAUAAAAGAAUGGGCAGAGAGUAGCUGAACACUGAGCACAGUAAAUGUUAUGCCCAUAGCAUUGCCUGGUGUAAUGCCUUCUGAUGAUGUGGCUCUAAAUUAAUAGCAUGUCUAGUUACUUAGAAACCUAGCAUUUUACUACUUUUUGUUUCUUUUCUUUUCACAUGGACUAAAGGCUAGGUGUGUGAUGAAUUGUCAUUAAUUUCAUCUCUAAAGGGCUGGUAAUGUGCUGGAACAACCACAUAGCAUGUGAUAAUUUCUGCCAGAACAUGAUCUGAACAGAAUCAUACCAGUGUUUCAUUUCAGCCCGUUUUUCAUAAAGGAUAUGUUGAUUUACACUGAUCAGAUCCCUAGAAAUCCAUUAAAAGCUUUUGGUUAAGACACACCAUGUGCACUCAAACAAAUAUUAGGGUAAAUGAACUGAGCAUGAUCUAAUCAUCUGCUGAAUAUAUGUAGUUAAUGAGCGGUUGCAUAUCAUAUAAUGGAGACCUAUAUCCUGGAGCAUGUGUACUAUUUUUGUCCAUGUGGCGAAACUUGAUUUAAGACUUGACAAAAGUGUGAGGCAUGACUUACAGUAUGUGCCUUGUGAUGACUCAUGUAGUAGAUGUAGUCCUCACUAACUGGUGGGAACUCAAGAAUGUUCUGCGGAUACUUUGUGGAGUCUUGCUGCUCCUCCCAUUUUACCCAUAAUGCUUCAGCUUCUCUACUGUGUGACCCCUAAGGAGACCCCGUAGAGCAGCUCUGCAGUGAAACUGCUAUACAGGCCUGGUUCCAUUCAGCAGUCCUCAGGUGGAGGAAAGAUAUGUUUCUCUUCUGUACGUCUCCAUCUCCCCUCCAAAGUAACUUGAGAAAUGCAUGAGAUUCAUCCAGCUCAGAUAACCGAAUACAGCCAUCUUUGUGUUUGCUGCAAAGGAAGUGACAGAGCGCCAUUUAGCAACUCCAUGCUGUUGGUCAGCAUUGCCCUAAUCUGUAACUGAGAGGGGUUUCUCUUUUGCCUUUGCUUAUCAUGCAAAUACGCUAACCUCGAUCUAUGUGUAUAUCUGUGUCUCUGUGAACAUACAUAUAUGCAGGAAUAUGUGUGUGCUCACAUAUGGUUCUAGAAAUGCCAUAGCACCUGAUUAUUAUUUUAAAGUUUUUUGUUAUGCAUGUGCGGAGUCUUUUUUCUUUCUUUCUUUCUUUUUUCUUUCUUUCUUUCAAGGUGCAAGGAAUUGCUGCUACUUGUUUAUUUAGGAGCAUUUUUUUUGUUCAUUAUGUACCAAUGAAGGAUAAUGCUUUCUGUUCUUUUUCCAAAUUGCUGCCAAAUGUUGUAAAUAGUGGGACAUUUGAAGACAAAUUUGAGAGUGCUAGCACAAAACUGGGGAUGGCUGCCAUGUUCUUGUCUGACACCAAAGAAUUGUUUAGAUAGCAUCUGAUUGUCAAACUUGUUGUGAUGCUUGAUACAGAGGAACUGAGAGAUUGGUGUCAUGACCUCCCCAGUAAUACUGUGAGCCACUCCUGUGCUUGCCGUGACAUUUGUGUAAAUACCUACCAAAAUGGCAAAUUUUCAGCGUUGAGCGAACUGAAAAUAAAUUCCGCUACUGUGCUUCAUAUUCCUUUUUUUUUUUCUUUUUUUCUUUUUUGUAUAAGCAGUUAUGUGGUUUUGCACUAUAUGUUUUGUAUUAUAAUGACAAGAAAGUCAUUUUAUUGAUAUUUUUGUAGUUUGUAUUGUAACUAUUUUUUUUGGCAUUUGUUUCUUUUAGAAGGACCAAAACAUGAGUGAGAAGAUGCUGAGAUUAUGUGUUGAUGGCAAGCUUAAAGGAGUGUCUUUUACUCUCAGAUCUGUCUUCAUUGUCAGUUUAAUGAUAUAAUAUAUUUAUAUAUUUGGAAAAUAUAUAUACUUUUAAUUUCAGAUAUUUACAAAUAAAUACUUUUAGUAUAUUAUUUAAAGAGAAUGGUGCAUUUUAAGAUAAUCGGUUGUAUAUAUUCUCCCUGCAUAUCAGAUAUCAAAUUGAAACACUUGAAGGUGAGACAACAGCUUGAUGAUCUGUAGAUGAAGGAGUUGCUUCAGCCUUGAAGCCCCAUGCGUCUGAGACUAUGGGCCAUUUCUGUAUACCGUGUGUCCUACAAGUUUUCUUGCACAAAAAAGCCAGCAUGAUACUUAGUGUUUACAAAUUUGAAACAUUCAUAAUGUAUACCCUUUAGAGAGGUCUAAUUUCUGAAUCAUGUUAGACAAAAACAGAUCCCAUGUAUUUUUCGUUUCUCGGUCAGGCAUGGAGGAACAUAUUUUAUGUGUGUUGUUACAUUUUGAAUUGUUCAACGUGAGCAUAAUCAGCCAAUACAGUACUCCUUAAAGCCCAUGCUCUUCUGUUUUCUGGGGAGAGGGUCUGUUUUCUUAAUUGCCAUGUUUGAAAGUUUCUGUGGGGUGCAGUUUUCCUCAUUAUAGCAAAUUUAUUGUACAGUUUUAUUAAGCAAAAUUUCACAUGGAUGUUUCUCUUAAUAUGCUGCCACCUACAGUCUAGGAAAUAUGUUGAUUAUACAUAACUGUGGAUUGGAAAAUAAAUGUAAAUCAAA
Tachysurus vachellii is the source of this 6872-nucleotide messenger RNA. It is a transcript of the gene stxbp5b, whose product is annotated as syntaxin binding protein 5b (tomosyn). Gene Ontology annotation, cellular component: plasma membrane; cytoplasm; SNARE complex. The record is from RefSeq and is a predicted model, not a curated record. The transcript has 29 exons. Lineage: Eukaryota; Metazoa; Chordata; Actinopteri; Siluriformes; Bagridae. Gene Ontology annotation, biological process: regulation of protein secretion; regulation of exocytosis. The coding region runs from base 318 to 3881 and encodes 1187 amino acids. Gene Ontology annotation, molecular function: syntaxin binding; GTPase activator activity; myosin II binding.